AGAAAAAAUGUCAAACACUUCACCACACAAGAUUUAUGAUUUCAAUGCAGAGGUUAAGAAUGAUCAUGGAAAAUUCGUUAGAACUGCAAGUAAAUUUAGAGAAUUUGUUGGUUCUGAACAGUUUCCAUUAGAAUCUGAUAGAUAUGCUUUGAUCUUAGCUUACGCAUGUCCUUGGUGUCAUAGAACAGAUCUUGUUAGAACAUUGAAGGGAUUAGAGAAGAUUAUUCCUGUUGUUUUUGUUGAUAACUUUCUUGGAGAAGAGGGUUGGAGAUUUGGUCAUGAAGGUGAUCAAGACACCAUCUCUGGAUUGGAUGCCAAAUUCUUGAGAGAAAUCUACUUGCAAUCUAAUCCAAAUUACGAAGGUAAAAUUACAGUUCCAGUUCUAUACGAUAAGAAACAACAUUUAAUUGUAAAUAAUGAAUCAAGUGAAAUUAUUCGAAUGAUGAAUGAUCAAUUUAAUUCCCUUGCAACAAGAAAUCAAUCACUUGAUUUAUAUCCAUCAGAAUUGAGAAGUGAAAUUGAUAAAGUCAAUGAAUGGGUCUAUCCUAACAUUAAUGAUGGAGUUUAUAAAUGUGGAUUUGCUCAGAAACAACAAGCAUAUGAAGAAGCUUUCCAUGCACUUUUUAAAACUUUGGAUGAAUUGGAAAAUAUCUUGUCAAGUCAAAGAUUUAUUGUAAAGGGAAGCAAACAUGUGACAGAAGCUGAUUUGAGAUUAUUACCAACUUUAUUGAGAUUUGACAUUGUUUAUUAUACUCACUUUAAAUGUAAUUUGAAAUCUCUUAGACAUGGUUAUCCAAAUAUUUAUAAUUACAUGAAGGAAGUUUAUCAAUUGGAUGGUGGAAUUCUUUCACAAACUUUUAAUGUUGACCAAACUAAAAAGCACUACUUUGGAUCUCAUAGAAGAAUUAAUGGAUUUGGAAUCGUUCCUUUGGGACCUGAUAUUACUGGUUAUUAUGAUACUCCAUUCCAUAGAAAUCUCUAGUUUUUUUUAUUAGAAAGUUAGGAAGAAACUGCAGAAAUGAUAUUUUCUGUAAUGCAAUAAACUAUAGCUAUUAAACC
Messenger RNA from Naegleria gruberi, 1059 nucleotides. RefSeq lists its product as uncharacterized. Bases 8 to 982 code for a protein of 324 amino acids. Gene Ontology annotation, molecular function: glutathione transferase activity. Gene Ontology annotation, cellular component: cytoplasm. The record is from RefSeq and is a predicted model, not a curated record. The transcript has 2 exons. NCBI's taxonomy places the organism in Eukaryota, Heterolobosea, Eutetramitea, Acrasida, Naegleriidae.